AUGGCCGAAUACUGGAAAUCAGCUGUGAGCCACCCCUUCGCAUAUUAUUAUGUUACCCUCCUAACCAGAUCGUUCAUACCACAGCCGCGCCAUUGGUGCAAACAGUGCAAGAUCUUCAUCCGCGACACACCUUUCGAAAAGACCCAGCAUGAGGCGAGCGGGAAACACCAAUCCAGCCUGAGGCGCUUUCUUCGUGACAUCCACAAGAACAAUGAGAACCAGCAGAAAGAAUCACAGCGAGCAAAGACUGAGGUUGAGCGAUUGCGCAAGGCCGUCGGAGGCGGGUCCUCUGCGUCCUCCGCACCCGGAGACGCACCGUCUAAACGCGCCGCAGCACCAGCUCCCAAGCCUGUCAGUGUAGAAGAAAGGAAAAAGCAGAUCGCCCAGCUGGCUGAAAUGGGUGUUGCAGUCCCUGACGAGUAUCGUGGCGAUAUAGCCUUGGCCGGUGAAUGGCAGACACUUUCAGAGACCAAGGUCGAUGUGGAGGGACUGGAAGGCGCUGCCAAGUCUAUUGGUGUUCGCAAGCGCAAGCAUGAUGGUGAUGAGGAGGAGGAUGAACAUAUUCCCGAGCCAGUCGCGAGACAAGGGUGGGGUUCGAGGAUGAAGACGUACCCUGGUGCGCAGGACGAGGACGAGGAUUUGGACGCUCUUCUUGCGUCUACGAAAGACCUCAAGAAGACAAAACAAUCUCUACCUACGAUCGCGAAAGAGGAGCCCGAAGAGCAGGAAAAGGAGCAUGCCUCUGUCUUGAAGACAGAAGAUGAAGCGCCUGGCUCGAAGAACGUGAGGACAGAUGAGGCCGCUCAAGUGAAAAUUGAAGUGCCUGGAGAGGGCUCUACGCCUGCAGCGGAUGAAAUGCCACCAGCCCCAGAAGAGACAGGCCCUAUCUUCAAGAAGCGCAAGCCGAAGGUCAUGAGAAAAUAA
Molecule: messenger RNA, 924 nt
Organism: Penicillium maclennaniae
Lineage: Eukaryota; Fungi; Ascomycota; Eurotiomycetes; Eurotiales; Aspergillaceae
Product: putative formin binding protein
Exons: 1
Coding region: 1-924 (307 amino acids)
Biological process (GO): mRNA splicing, via spliceosome
Cellular component (GO): precatalytic spliceosome
Molecular function (GO): zinc ion binding; RNA binding
Source: RefSeq, a predicted model, not a curated record